AUGAAUUUCCCAUCUCAAGCACUUGCAAGAAUCUGCCUCUCCUAUUUAUUCAUUUACUUUCUUUUCAUUGAUGGCCACCAAGCUGAGGUUACAAAUGGAGACAGCGAAGUUGUAUCUAUAGGUGCAAUCAUUGAUGUUAACUCACGCAUUGGGAAAGAACAGCGAGUAGCCAUGAACAUUGCAGCUCAAAAUUACAAUAAUACUUUUAAGAGCUACAAGCUGGCUCUUUAUUUUCAGGAACCCAACAAAGAACCCGUCAGACCCACUUCCCUUGCUGAAGAGAUGAUUAAAACAAGGAAGGUGCAAGUGAUUAUAGGGAUGCACACAUGGAUAGAAGCAGCUUCAGUAGCUGAAUUAGGACGUCAAACUCAAGUUCCUGUUAUAUCCUUCGCAGCUCCAACCAUUACCCCGCCAUUGAUGCCAAUUCGCUGGCCUUUUUUGGUAAGCAUGGUUAACAAUAGUAAUGCAUAUGUAAAAUGUGUUGCAGAUUUGGUGCAUGCUUAUAGUUGGCAGAGAGUAGUAGUGAUUUAUGAAGAUGAUGCAAAUGGUGGAGACUAUGGAAUGCUAGCACUGCUAUCUGAGGCCCUCCAAGAUGUUGGUUCAAUGAUUGAAUACCGUUUAACUCUUCCAUCACCUUCUUAUCUGCCUAAUCCCACAGAGUUCAUUCGCGAAGAGCUGUUUAAGUUGAUUAAAAAUACACAAUCUCGGGUAUUCAUUGUUCUUCAAUCAUCAUUAGAAAUGAUUAUUCAUUUGUUCAGAGAAGCUUCACAGAUAGGCCUUGUGGAUAGAGAAUCAGCUUGGAUAUUCCCAGAGAGCAUAGCUAACUUGAUGGACUCUAUCAAUAAGUCUUCCAUUUCCUAUAUGGAAGGAGCUUUAGGAAUCAAGACCUACUAUUCUGAAAAUAGCAGAGAGUAUCAAAAUUUUGAGGCUCAGUUCCGGCAAUCUUUUCAGGCCAAGUAUCCGAAGGAAGAUAACCGCAACCCAGGAUUUUAUGCUCUGCAAGCGUAUGAUAGCAUUAAGAUUGUUGCACGAGCAAUAGAUAGAAUGGCCAGUGGCAAUGGUAGUGGCAGAAAGACACUACUAAAAGAAAUAUUGUCCAGCAAUUUCCAUGGAUUAAGUGGACAAAUUCUUUUUGAAGCAGGGCAGCUCUUGCAGAAUCCUACCUUAAGGAUUGUAAAUGUAGAUAAGAAGAGUUACAGAGAAUUAGACUUUUGGACUCUAGAACGUGGGUUCAUCGCUAGCCUCCCUACAUUACAAGCUUCAAAUAGUGCUUCUAGGAACACAGGAAUUUUAAGUGGGGUUGUAAUUUGGCCCGGGAAAUCACUGAAAGUUCCAAAGGGCUGGAAUCUGCCUACUAAACAAAAUCCAAUGAAAAUUGGUGUCCCUGGAAGAACCUCAUUUUCCAAGUUUGUGAAGAUUGAUUAUGACGAGCAUGUAAAUCAAUACAAAUAUAGUGGAUUCUGCAUUGAAAUUUUUGAGAAGGUUUUAGGCCUUUUGGAGUAUGAUCUGCCAUAUGAGUAUCAUCCUAUCAAUGGAACCUACCCCGAUCUGGUUCAACUUGUCUAUAACAAGACUUAUGAGGCUGUGGUUGGCGACAUAACCAUACUAGCAGAAAGAUUGCAAUAUGUAGAUUUUACUGUGCCAUACGCAGAAUCAGGAUUGUCAAUGAUAGUUAAGGAAAAGUCCAAAGAAUCGGCAUGGAUGUUUAUGAUGCCCUUCACCUGGCAAAUGUGGGGGGCAACUGGUGCCAUCUUGUUUUACACCAUGUUAAUAGUGUGGUACUUGGAGCGGGAACCCAAUCCAGAGUUUCAUGGCAAUUGGAAAAGCCAGAUCAGCAUUGCUCUUACGUUUACCUUCUCCUCUCUAUUCUUUGCUCAUAGUGAGUAUCAAUCACCACCUAAUUAUUGCAAUAACUUCAACAGAGGGGAGAAAAUGUAUAGCAACUUGACUCGUGUGGUGAUGAUAUCGUGGCUGUUUCUAGUUUUGAUUCUUAACUCAAGUUACACCGCUAGUCUUUCUUCAAUGCUCACAGUUCAACGGCUGCAACCAAAUACAACGGAUAUUGAGUGCCUGAAGAAGAAUAACAUGAAAAUUGGUUGUGAUGGAGACUCAUUUGUUUGGACAUACCUAGAGCAAGUUGAAAAAUUCAAGCCAGAGAACAUCGUAAACAUUAAGAGUGAAUACAGUUAUGACGAUGCAUUCAGAAACAACUCAAUAGCAGCUGCUAUUCUCGAACUCCCUUAUGAAAAAGUAUACAUCAGUCAAUACUGCAAGGGGUACUCUGCCUCUACACCUACCAUCACAUUUGGAGGACUGGGAUUUAUGUUCCAGAAAGGCUCUCCUUUGACCAGAGAUGUUUCUAAAGCUAUAUUGCAGCUCUUAGAACAGGGAGAAUUGAAGAGGUUAGAAGAGAAAUGGUUGAACCCCGCAGGCGCAUGCUACAAUUCGACUUCUGAGAAUACAGAAAGGUUGAAGCUUGGAAGUUUCUGGGUUCUCUACGUGAUUUCUGGUGCCACUUCAACCGUUUGUUUUCUAAUUUCUACCAUUCAGUCGAUAAAAUCUAGUCAAACACGCCAAGAUGAGGAACAAGAACGUAAUGGCAAUCCAAGAGAUGAGAGGCCCUGGAAAAGGGUGAUUAUAAUAGCUAAGCAGACUUUUGGAAGGAAGUAUAAUAACACUAGUAAGGAACAGCAAGAUGUCACUUAUUGUUCUCCCAGAGGGGACUUCAUCAACACCAUUGACACCGUUAAGCAUCAGCAGGGAAUGGCUCCUCAAUCACCACAAAUCAUAACGGUGUCUUCCGCACCAACGGUUACAAAUGACAACGUUUGA
This is a messenger RNA of Abrus precatorius (Indian licorice), 2832 nucleotides long. RefSeq names its product glutamate receptor 2.7-like. Gene Ontology annotation, cellular component: plasma membrane. The coding region runs from base 1 to 2832 and encodes 943 amino acids. The transcript is spliced from 6 exons. The record is from RefSeq and is a predicted model, not a curated record. NCBI's taxonomy places the organism in Eukaryota, Viridiplantae, Streptophyta, Magnoliopsida, Fabales, Fabaceae. Gene Ontology annotation, molecular function: ligand-gated monoatomic ion channel activity; signaling receptor activity.